Molecule: messenger RNA, 3690 nt
Organism: Zootoca vivipara (common lizard)
Lineage: Eukaryota; Metazoa; Chordata; Lepidosauria; Squamata; Lacertidae
Gene: DQX1
Product: DEAQ-box RNA dependent ATPase 1
Cellular component (GO): spliceosomal complex; intracellular anatomical structure
Molecular function (GO): RNA binding; helicase activity
Source: RefSeq, a predicted model, not a curated record
CCAGCCGUCUAGUCCGGCGGCCAUUGGCCGCUCGCGGUCACGCGGCUGCGCCCCCUCCCCCUCCCCUCCUCCCUCCUCCCACUCCGUCGCCUGCGCGGCGCAGGUGAGACAGGUUUCCUGGGAGACCCCGAGGGCUGGACUGCCAUGGCAGCGGCUGCAGCAGCAGAGGACCCCCCUGGCCCCUUGGAUCAGUCGGAUGGGCUGAGCUCCCUCCUGGAUGAGGAAGAGGACGAAGAUGAAGACGGCGACAGCCACACGGAAGGCCUGUCUGGGAGCUGUGAGGGCGACCUGGAGGUGAAUCCGUACGACGGGCUGCCCUUCUCCUCCCGCUACUAUGAGCUGCUGCGCCAGCGCCGCCACCUCCCCAUCUGGGGCUCCAAGUUCCCCUUCCUGGAGCACCUGGAGGGCGGAAGCAGCAUCGUCGUGGUGUCUGGGGAGCCGGGGGCCGGCAAGAGCACCCAGGUGCCCCAGUGGUGUGCUGAGCACGCCCUCUCUCUGCAAUUUGCACCCGGCCAAGUGGUUUGCACGCAGCCCCACAGCCUGGCCGCCCUCAGCCUGGCCUUGCGGGUGGCAGACGAAAUGGACCUCAAUGUGGGACAUGAGCUGGGCUACAGCAUCCCCUACGAAGACUGCUGCACCUCCGAGACGCUGCUCAGGUUCUGCUCGGACGAGGUCCUUCUGCGGGAGAUGACGUCGGACCCCCUGCUGCACCAGUACGGGGUGGUGGUCCUGGACGAGGCACAGGAGCGGACGGUGCCCACCGACCUCCUGCUGGGGCUGCUGAAGGACGUGCAGCGCCAGCGCCCAGAGCUUCGCCUGGUGGUGGUGACCGAGCCGCUGAUGGAGGAGCCCCUGCGGCGCUUCUGCCCCGACGCCCCUGUGGUGCGGGUCCCGGAGCCCAGCCCGGCCCCCCGCUUGGCCUUCAGGCAGCCCCUGCCGGGGGGGCACGUCUUGGCCGCCUGCCAUGCCGCCCUGGAGCUGCACCGGCGGAGGGAGCCUGGCGAUGUGAUGGUCUUCCUGGCCAGCAAGCAGGAGAUUGACGAGUGCUGUGAGGCCAUCCGGGCGGAGGCCCUGGCCUUGGACCCCAGCCUGGGGCCCCUGCUGGUGCUGCCCCUCCACCCUGGCGUGGGCCGAGACGUCCAGCGGCUCUACGAGACCGGCCAGGAGCAGCCCGGGGUGGUCCGGGCGCGCAGGAUUGUGGUCACCCACUGGGUGGCGGACGCCGGCUUCUCCCUGGGGAGCGUCAGGCAUGUCGUUGAUGCCGGGCUGGAGCUGCACAGUGUUUACAACCCGCAGAUCCGAGCCGAGGCUCAGGGCUUGCGCCCCAUAAGCAAGAAGCAGGCCGAGGCGCGGAGACUCAGGGCCGCCGGGAACCCCCCAGGGUCCUGCCUCCGCCUCUACUCGGACGCCUUCUAUGAGCAGCGCCUGCCCCCCGUCCCUCCGGCCCCCAUCACGGAAGCCAACCUCAGCCGCCUGGUCCUGCUGCUCAAGAGGCUGGACAUUGCGGACAUGGGCCAGUGCGACUUCCUGGACCGGCCAGCCCCGGAGUCCUUAAUGCAGGCCCUGGAGGACUUGGACUACCUGGCGGCCCUGGAUGACGACGGGAACCUCUCUGAGGUGGGCAUCAUCAUGUCGGAGUUCCCUCUGGACCCCCAGCUCUCCAAGGCCCUGCUGGCCUCCUGCGAGUUUGACUGCGUCCACGAGAUGCUCACGCUGGCCGCCAUGCUGACGGCCUGGCCCUGCUUCCUGGCUCCCGAGGGGGCGCGCUGGGAGGAGGCCCUGGCGGCCCGGCAGCGGAGUCUGCUGCACCCGGCGGGGGACCACUUCACCCUCAUCAACGUCUUCAAUGCCUUCCAGCAGCAGAGCGACCCGGAGAGCUGGUGCCGGAAGCACGCGUUGAGCGAGGCAGCCCUGCGGCUGGCGGGGGCCGUGCGGGCAGAGUUGCUGGAGGUCAUGCAGCGCAUCGAGCUGCCCGUCUCCCCGGCGGCCUUUGGCAGCGACAGCAACGUCCAGCGCCUGACGCAAGCCCUCAUCUCGGGCUUCUUCCUCAAGGUGGCCCGGGACAUUGACGGCUCUGGCAACUACCUGCUGCUGACCCACAAGCACGUGGCCCAGCUGCCCCCCAGCUGCUGCUACCGGCUGCGUCGCCCGCCCCCCCGCCCGCCUCCCUGGGUGCUCUACCACGAGUUCACCAUCUCUCAGGACAACUGCCUCAGCAUCGUCUCCGAGAUCCAGCCAGAGAUGCUGGCAGAAUUGGCACCCCAGUACUACUUGAGCAACUUGCCGCCCAGCGAGAGCCGGGAGCUGCUCCUGGAGCUGCGUGAGAAGCUGGCGGGGGCCUCCGAGUUGCCAUCUCCGCCCCCAUCCCCGCUGCAGGACGAGGGGCCUCAGGCGCCCAGAGCUGGCGAGGACGCAGAGGACACCUGCCUACUGCAAUGAGCCCAGCAGGAGCACUGCUGGGUCCGGAUGAAGCCCAGGCCCUGGAGGAAUCCUGUUCACAGGGGACAGAGGAGGCUCCCAGGCCUGGAGCAGCAGCAGCAGCAGCAACAGCACUGGCCGCUGGUGUCCCUGGGUGGUGAGGCCUGCUGCCCCUUGACGCCAGAGCCCCUGGCAUUCCCUGGGCAUGGGAGAGGGCGGGCAGGGGGCCCAGGAGGCAGGUCCUGCUGUACUUUUGCUGUUGGACACUCUGGGGCAGACUGCAGGGAGCCUGGCUGCUCUUUCUGGGACCCACCAGAGGCUGGCGCAGUGGGUGGCGGAGGUGGCCUGUGGAGGUGUGCCGUGGGCUCAGGGCUCCACUUCCCCCUGGCUGCUCAUUGGCAAAGGUGGCGGAACCCCAGGCAGACGGUCAGGUGGGCAGAGGCAAGCCCAGGCUGGAGGUGGUGGCAGGGUGGGGUCUCCUUGUGGGUCCCUGCUUCCCACUCCUUGCUGGUGGGAGGGCAGUGCAGGAAGGGGCGCCUGGGUCCGUGGGUCUGGGCAGAGUUUUGUUCUUGCAUGUAGCAGGAGAGACUGCUCUUCCUCCUCCCUUGUCACAGAAGCCAUGCGCCUGGGAGCUGUUGGGGGGGCUCCUCUGAGGGGCUCCCCCUAGUCUUGGGGCAGCUUUAGCCGAGGGUGAUGCCCUGCCCCCUUGUUUUGGGACUCUUGGGGUUGGCUCUUCCCUGAAGUCUUUUCUUAGCUCUGCUUUUACUGCUGCCUUAUUUGGGGGUGGGGGUGGGGGCGCAAGAUGGCCCUUGACUGGCUGCCGAGCUUUUUAUCGACUCUUUGCACCAGGGGAGGGGGUGGGUGUCUCUUGCUUGCAGUAGCGGCCAUGAUCCUCAUCCUGAACUGUUAACUUUAGAGAGGCUGCUUGGGAUCGGGGCACCCCUGUCUUCUGUCAGUGCCAUUUGUGGGGUGCCUGGCACCUGGCGCCCCCACUUUGACUCUUUCUGGCCUAGAAUGUGGUUCACCAAAGCAGAAGAAUUAAAAGAUACCUUUGGAAACACUGAACUCUGUGAAAUGCAAGGUUGAAUUCUGAUCACCCUCGUCCCCAAAAAGGCACAGAAAAGGUGGUGCCAAAAUGUGGGGAGAACCUCAGCCCACCCCCCCACCCCAAAUUCCUUACAGACCCUGCUUUGCCCCCUCCUCUGGUAUUUUGCCUGGCUGGAAUGUGCCCUUGAACCCUUUCCUCUCCCAAAUAAAUUAUUUUGUUUUGUU